UCAGUCGAGUUUUGGAAGUCGUACAGUCAUCGUCGUGGUAAAAGGUAGAGAAGUUUUUUCGUGCGUCUGAAAAGCCAAGAAAGAAAGCUUAACAGUAAGGAGGCUUUGUGUAAAACUAGCUGAAAAAAUCGGUUCAAUUUUGAUUUCAAAAACGAGUUGACUACGAUCUGUGCCAGGAAACGAUGGCAGAAGGAAAGAAUGAGGAUUUGGCGACCGCAAUUUUGAAGCGCAAGGACCGUCCAAACCGUUUAAUUGUGGACGAAGCUGUGAAUGAUGACAACUCGGUCAUUUCGCUGUCGCAGGUUAAAAUGGACGAACUGCAACUGUUCCGUGGAGAUACCGUGCUACUCAAGGGAAAACGGCGUAAGGAGACGGUAUGUAUCGUACUCUCGGAUGAUAACUGUCCGGAUGAGAAUAUCCGUAUGAAUCGCGUUGUGCGUAAUAAUUUGCGCGUCCGUUUGGGAGACAUCGUGUCAAUCCAAUCCUGCCCGGAUGUCAAGUACGGCAAGCGGGUACACAUCCUACCACUUGACGAUACCGUUGAAGGAUUGACCGGCAAUCUAUUUGAUGUUUAUUUGAAACCAUACUUCCUCGAAGCUUAUCGACCAAUUCAUAAGGAUGAUACUUUCAUUGUCCGUGGUGGUAUGCGGGCCGUUGAGUUCAAGGUGGUCGGAGCAGAUCCAUCACCGUUUUGUAUUGUGGCUCCGGAUACGGUGAUUCACUGUGAGGGUGACCCAAUCAAGCGUGAAGAAGAGGAAGAGGCUUUGAACGCUGUUGGAUAUGAUGAUAUCGGUGGAUGCCGUAAGCAACUGGCUCAAAUUAAGGAGAUGGUUGAGCUUCCAUUAAGACAUCCGUCGUUGUUCAAGGCUAUUGGUGUUAAGCCGCCAAGAGGUAUCCUCAUGUAUGGUCCGCCCGGUACGGGUAAGACCCUGAUUGCACGUGCAGUUGCCAACGAGACUGGAGCGUUCUUUUUCCUUAUCAACGGUCCGGAAAUUAUGUCUAAGUUGGCUGGAGAGUCCGAGUCGAAUCUACGAAAGGCAUUUGAGGAAGCGGAAAAAAAUUCACCGGCCAUCAUCUUCAUUGAUGAACUCGAUGCAAUUGCACCGAAGCGCGAGAAGACGCACGGUGAAGUGGAGCGUCGUAUCGUUUCCCAGCUGCUGACACUGAUGGACGGUAUGAAAAAGAGCGCGCAUGUUAUUGUAAUGGCUGCGACAAAUCGACCGAACUCGAUUGAUCCGGCACUGCGUCGAUUUGGGCGAUUCGAUCGGGAGAUUGAUAUUGGUAUUCCUGAUGCUACCGGAAGAUUGGAAGUGCUCAGAAUCCACACCAAAAACAUGAAACUUGCCGAUGAUGUUGAUCUCGAACAGAUUGCUGCCGAAUCUCAUGGACAUGUUGGUGCUGAUUUGGCCUCCCUGUGCUCAGAAGCAGCACUGCAACAGAUUCGUGAAAAAAUGGAUUUGAUCGACUUGGAGGAUGACCAGAUUGAUGCCGAGGUGUUGAAUUCUCUGGCCGUUUCUAUGGAGAACUUCCGCUAUGCUAUGACCAAAUCGAGCCCUUCGGCAUUACGCGAAACGGUUGUCGAAGUUCCCAACACAACAUGGACUGAUAUCGGUGGCUUGGAGAACGUCAAACAGGAAUUGCAGGAAUUGGUGCAGUAUCCGGUUGAACAUCCCGAUAAGUUUUUGAAGUUCGGCAUGCAGCCAUCGCGUGGUGUGCUAUUCUAUGGACCGCCAGGUUGCGGUAAAACCUUGCUGGCCAAGGCUAUUGCUAACGAGUGUCAGGCUAAUUUCAUCUCGGUAAAGGGUCCGGAACUGUUAACUAUGUGGUUUGGUGAAUCGGAAGCCAACGUUCGCGAUAUCUUCGACAAGGCUCGUUCUGCUUCCCCUUGCGUGUUGUUCUUUGAUGAGCUGGACAGUAUCGCCAAAUCACGUGGUGGAAACGUUGGAGACGCCGGUGGCGCUGCCGAUCGUGUCAUAAAUCAGAUCCUCACAGAAAUGGACGGUAUGGGCGCCAAAAAGAAUGUGUUUAUUAUUGGUGCCACCAAUCGACCGGAUAUUAUUGAUCCGGCUAUUCUGCGUCCUGGUCGUCUCGAUCAACUUAUUUACAUUCCGCUUCCGGACGAUAAGUCCCGUGAGGCUAUUUUGAAGGCCAAUCUACGUAAAAGUCCGGUUGCGACUGAUGUUGAUCUUACAUAUGUGGCCAAAGUAACCCAGGGAUUUUCGGGUGCUGAUUUGACUGAAAUUUGCCAACGUGCCUGUAAGUUGGCCAUUCGUCAGGCAAUUGAAGCGGAAAUUCGCCGGGAACGGGAACGUACAGAAAAACAAAGUUCCGCGAUGGAUAUGGACGAAGAUGAUCCAGUGCCGGAAAUUACCCGUGCCCAUUUUGAAGAGGCGAUGAAAUUCGCCCGCCGGUCUGUAUCUGACAAUGACAUCCGAAAAUACGAAAUGUUUGCCCAAACGUUGCAACAAUCUCGUGGAUUUGGUAACAACUUCAGAUUCCCGGGAGGUCAAGGCGGUUCCAGCUCACAAGGGCAAGGUCCAAACCAGCCAACGAGUAAUCCAGGUGACAACGGGGAUGACGAUCUCUACAGUUAGACUACCGCUGCCUCUUUUCAAGGCAAAAGCAGCAUACAACAUACAAUUCGUAAUAUCAAAUGAGCGAGAAUGUCCAUCCGUUAGACGCCCAUCUCUCAUUCUAUAUCCGCCACGAAAACACUCUCUAACUCAGAGAACCUAUUUUUGAGAAAGGUUCCACACAAGAAUAUCUGUUCAAGGGAAUUACAAAUAGAAUAUGGAGUUACAAUACACAUGCAGAAGCAAAUUGCGAAGAUUUAUCGUAGGGGAUAUCUUUUUAAAACAGGAAACCAUUUAAACUCUGUAACUGCACGAGAAUAACACGUUUUCCUACACCAAUUAAUAAAUUCGUUUUCACGGACAUGCUAUUUCAAUAUUAUUCUGCGAGUGUCAAACUUCGUGGAGGGUCUCCAUUUUUUUUUAAAUUUGUGCGAGUUUUCUCCAUACCUGAGUUCAUUAUUGUUUUAAAUCCGAAAGGCGAUAUCAACUUAUGGAAUGUUCGAACCAAAUGAUGAACAGUUAAAAUUGAAUUGAUAUAGUUGAAUUUGCAAAUCGAAAUAAAUAAGGCGAUACCAAUUGGCGCCGAAAUCUUGGAGUGUGUCGUGCGCAGAGGUGAAACGGAGACGUUCAUUCAAAAAAACUAUAUUAUUAAUUAUUUUCUCCUUUUACCCUAAAUAAAAUGUGUAGUUUAAAGACUAGAAAUGGUAACGAUGAACCAAACUUUGGUAAUGUAAUGAAAAGGCAAAAAAAAAAAUAAAAUAAAAUCGAGAGCAGUAAAAUGUA
Topomyia yanbarensis is the source of this 3356-nucleotide messenger RNA. RefSeq names its product transitional endoplasmic reticulum ATPase TER94 (gene TER94). Bases 183 to 2594 code for a protein of 803 amino acids. The transcript has 5 exons. The record is from RefSeq and is a predicted model, not a curated record. Gene Ontology annotation, cellular component: nucleus; VCP-NPL4-UFD1 AAA ATPase complex; cytosol. Lineage: Eukaryota; Metazoa; Arthropoda; Insecta; Diptera; Culicidae. Gene Ontology annotation, molecular function: polyubiquitin modification-dependent protein binding; ATP hydrolysis activity; ATP binding. Gene Ontology annotation, biological process: autophagosome maturation; mitotic spindle disassembly; retrograde protein transport, ER to cytosol.